Messenger RNA from Anopheles coluzzii, 1775 nucleotides. RefSeq lists its product as uncharacterized. The record is from RefSeq and is a predicted model, not a curated record. The transcript is spliced from 4 exons. Bases 486 to 1130 code for a protein of 214 amino acids. Lineage: Eukaryota; Metazoa; Arthropoda; Insecta; Diptera; Culicidae.
AGCCGGCACACAAGCGUGCAUUCCAUGCCCGACCGUGGUCGCGUAAACGUGGUAUUGCUCAGUGCGUAGUGAACAUAGGGCGUUUGGUUACGGGCACGUGCUAGAGGCCUCCCUUUUUUCUUCCCUAACAUUUUCGUGCGCGUGUAUGAGUGUUGAAGAAAGUGAUAGUGUGCGUGUGUUUGCGUGUGAUGUGAUUGUGUAUUCAUUUCCCUCGUUGCCUAGGGGAGAAGGAAGUGGGCAAGUGUUUGUGGCAUGAUUGUAUCCUUGCAGGAGCAAACUCGGAAAAAAAAACACACACGCAAGGGGAUGAAGUUAUUUAUGAUUAAGCGGUGAAUUUCCUUCCAGUGCUAGAAUGUUUUGGGAGGAAGGGGAGAGCACCAACUCUACAUAAUCCCAGUUCGGAAGUUUCGUUUUGAAGGCGGCAAACGCACAAACCUUCCUAAAAAUCAAACACACAACACGCACACACAGCUAGAUCAGUUGCCAUGACGCUCGCGAUUUCGCGUUUGCUGCCAGUGUUGGUGUUAGUUUGUGGCGCCCGUUUGUCGCAGGUGGCGCGGGCCGCCCUAGCAACGAACGAGGUGCACCCUCCGGAGGAGCAAAGCACGCACCGGCACCACGCACAUCACGCGGGCCAGAAAGAGUCGCCGGAAGUACACGGCGGCAAGGUGACCUAUGCAUCGCCGAGCCCGGUCGCCGUUUAUCACAUCGAGCACAACCAGAGUGAAUCGGGCGCGCGCCAAUAUCUGGCCGGCAUGGAGGAGGCGGAACUGCGGGUGCCGGGCUGGUGCAAGCAGUGCAACGAGACAGUGAUGGAAUACUGUCGCUCGGGCCGAUUUCUGAACGACCAUUGCUGCUGUGAAAACUCGUACGCAAUAGAGCAACUGCCAUGGAUACCUCACACCUGCUACCGUGAGCAGAACCCAAAGUGUGAGGUGAACGCCGGAUCUUGCCCGAAGUAUCGCGCGAUCAAAGUAUGCUGCUGCGAUCCGGCUACCAAGCAGGAAUAUAAAAACAAAUAUUCGUCCGCCAUCAAACCGGUGGGAGCAGGUACCGGACAGCUACUUACACUGGUGUGCGUUCUGCGUUUCGUCGCCCAGUUUGUGCCAUCGCUAGUUGAUCGGAGCUAGCCAACAGCUUCCUAGUGGAUCCGGCUGACAUCCGAAAGAGGAAGGAAAGCUGUUCGCGCGUACUUAAAGUGACCUUAGGAACGCUUUGCCUUCGCGCUCGUGAUGGAAGGUUGCAGAUUUUUAUUUUAUACGUUUGAACGAAACAGUUGGACGGGAUUCGAACAUUCACGCGUGAUGUAACGGCAGCAUUCCUUGUGUGAUUAUUGCAAUAAUUGGAACCCAGUAUCGAAAAGUGCUCGCGAUUGGUGUACAACACCAUUGCGGACGGUGUAAAAAUGCACUAACUUUUUGUUCGUUUGUUUGCUCUUUGUUUGUUUUGUUGAUUUGUUCUGUGCUCUCGAACACGAUCACCACACAUCGCAAUUGUGAAGAGAUGAUUUUAUGUAAAAAAAGAAUCCACCGAACAGUGUGUGUUUGGUCCUGUAACAAAAUUAUUGCAUCUAGAUCAUUAGUAAUUAGCAUAAGUUACCGAAACGAAGCUUUGUCUGAGGACUUUGGUUGAAUACAGCAAUACCAAAGCAAUGCCAAAACAGAUAAGUAAAUGUAACGAGAGAAGCUAGAUCAAUUGGCGUAUUGUACGAAACGAAAGUAAAUAAACUAAACAAGAUCUAUGUGAUCCAUAAAUGUGAUGUAUAACCUAGUUAA